AUGGUAGCAAUUUUCCAAAACGAAGUGGUUUUGCAUUCAACAGCAGCAUCUGAAUUUCCGCCCAAGAGACCACCCACUUUCUUCUUCGCCAACUUUGCCAAAGAAAAGCCAAACAAGAUGAUAAGACUAGGGAGGUCUAUUGCGCCCGUAUUCAAGCCGAGGCCGUCCUUGCAACUCCAAUAUGUUCUCCGGCCGCGGUUUGCUGGAGCCCAGACUGUCAAAUGUUGCUCCACAUCCACAUCGGCACCCGCAUCGACUGCCGCACAAGCAACAGCAAUAGCAAAAGCAACCAAAAGCAAAGCACGGAGGAAAUCGAAAUACACCAAAUUAUUCGCUUUAGGUCUAGGUGUGGGACUCGGCGGAGCCGCAUUGUACUACACCAAUGACAACUUCAAGCAUGCUAUUCUUACAGCUGAAAGAGUCGGCAUUGUCACGGUGGCCAUGGUUCGAUGUUUUGCCUUGUAUAAGGACACUUUGGACAAGAGCUAUCUGACGGACGAAGAGCGGACUGAAGCGUUAUCCACGACCCAUAAAAAGGCUGCUGAGAUUACUCUUCGGGCAUUGGAGAAGAAUGGCGGGAUAUAUAUCAAGUUGGGACAGCAUUUAACUGCGUUGACUUAUUUGUUGCCUCGCGAGUGGACGGAUACCAUGAUCCCGCUCCAGGAUAGGUGUCCUCGGUCUAGUGUAGCUGAGAUCGAGAGGAUGUUUGAAACCGACUUGGGUGUCAAGUUAAAUGACAUUUUCAUCGAGUUUGACCCGGAGCCGAUUGGAGUUGCAAGUUUGGCCCAGGUCCACAUGGCUCGAUUAAGAGGGAAUGGACAGAAGGUUGCCGUCAAGGUCCAGCAUCCGAGCUUAAAGGAGUUUGUGCCUAUUGACGUUGAGAUGACCAAGAUGGUUUUCGACUUGAUGUAUAGGGCCUUUCCCGAGUAUCCCUUGACUUGGCUUGGAGACGAAUUGCAAAACAGUAUAUUCACCGAGUUGGAUUUCAAAGUUGAAGCUGACAACUCGCAACGCACGGCGCACCAUUUCGGAAACGUUGCAUUUUUGCGAAUCCCCAAGAUUAUCCGCGCCGAAAAUAGAAUCUUGAUCAUGGAGUGCGUUUCCGGCUCGCGAUUGGAUAACUUGCAGUAUUUGCAAGAGCACCAGAUUGACCCGGCUCAAGUCAGCGUUUGCUUAUCUCAUGUUUUCAACGAUAUGAUUUUCAGUCCCGGGGUUGCUUUGCAUUGUGACCCCCAUGGGGGAAAUCUUGCCAUCCGGAGCGUGCCCAAGAAGGAUGGCUACAAUUUCGAAAUUAUCCUUUACGAUCACGGGUUGUAUCGGGACAUCCCACUACAGAUGAAGCGCGACUAUUCCCAUUUCUGGCUCGCAGUAUUGGAUAACAACAUUCCGGAAAUGAAAAAAUACGCCAAGAUCCUCGCUGGCAUUGAAGGCGAGCAGAAAUUCAAGAUCUUCAUUAGUGCCAUCACUGGUCGCGCACCCGAUGCCAUAUUGAAUAGCAAGAAUGUGAAAAAGAAGCGGUCGCUCGAGGAAGUUGACCAGAUUCAACAUGAACUCAACGAUAAUCACGGUGUAUUGGAAGACUUGAUGGACAUUUUGAGCUCGGUGCCGAGAAUGAUUUUACUUAUCUUGAAAACUAAUGAUUUAACACGGAAUCUCGAUGAGAGCCUCGGGGCUGAGUUUGGACCUGAGCGCACCUUUUUGAUCUUGGCUAACUACUGCGCCAAGACGGUUUACGAUGAGUCCGUUGAGAAGAUCAAUGCCCACUACCGGGGGUUAGUGUGGAUAUUCAGACGAGUUGCUAGCUGGGUUUCGUAUCAUGGAAGAUUGGCCGAAUUGUACAUAUAUGAUCUUUCGCUCAAGAUGCAGAGCUUGAAAUGGAGAUCUACACUCUUUUGA
Molecule: messenger RNA, 1896 nt
Organism: Lodderomyces beijingensis
Lineage: Eukaryota; Fungi; Ascomycota; Pichiomycetes; Serinales; Debaryomycetaceae
Source: the annotation of a GenBank genome assembly